GGUUUCUAGUUCAUCAUGUUUCUCCUUGACCUUCAACUAAAAAUCAUACAGACAUCCGCUUUUCCUCUGUCGAGUUGUAAUGCUGGUACUGAAAACAUGACUGAAGAGGGAAAAUACUCAUCUGAUUAUCAAUGUACCCUACCACCAGAUCUUAUACAGAAAGCAGAGAGAGAGUUAAACGAGAAAGCUGAAUGGAGGAGCCGUGAUAUUCAAGCACUUAGAGAUAUGGUGAACAAAAAUAAAGAUCUUCACGUUAGGACAGAUGAUGCAUUCCUGUUGCGCUUUCUGAGAGCCAAAAAGUUUGAAUAUGACAGAGCAUACAAUCUUCUUGUGUCCCAUUUCCAAAUGAAAAAGGAAAACCCAAAGUUGUUCGAAAAUCUUCGACCCUCGGCAGUGAAACACGUCCUGGAAGCUGGAGUUACUGGAGUGCUGCCUCAUAGAGACAAGGAGGGGCGGAGAGUGAUCAUUUUCAGGCCAGGGCUUUGGGACCCAAGUCGAUUUCCUAUUGAUGAUGUAUUCAGAACAAACUUACUAACUCUGUCCAAGAUUAUACAGGAUGAAGUUACUCAAGUCAAUGGACUAAUUAUGGUCACAGAUUUAAAUGGCAUAGGAUGGGCUCAUGCCAAGAACAUGUCUCCUUUGUAUGCAAAACGUGUCACAUCUUUGUUGCAGGAUGAGGAAAGUCAGAUAAAUGGAAUACUGAUGAUAAUGGACUUAAAGCGUGUGGGUUGGAAACAUGUGAAGAAUAUUUCCCCUUUGUACAGUAAAAGAAUGAUGAGCCUGUUACAAGAUGCCUUCCCUGCAAGAUUCAAAGGCCUUCAUUAUCUGAAUGAACCUGCAGUGUUUGAUUACAUUUUUGCCAUUGUGAAGCAGUUCAUGAAAGAAAAGACUGUUAGUCGACUGCAUUUUCAUGGGAAAAAUGUACAAGAAUUGACCGAGUUUAUUGACCCAGAAUAUCUUCCGGAGGAGUAUGGAGGAAAAGCACCUCCAUUUUCAAAUAAAGAUUGGAUGGAGGAGCUUCUAAAAUGUGAUGCUGAAUUCGAUGAUGAGGCCAAAUAUGGAUUAGUGUCUGGGUCCUCUGUGGAUCAGAAGCCUGGUCAGGAUGCCAUGGAGUGUGUGAUGGGGAGUUAUAGAAAGCUUAGUGUGGAUUAAGGCGGAGACGGUUAGAAAUAGACAAGUGGAAUUCAAAGCAGCAAAUUUCUAAGGUCUUGCUGCCCUUUAGUGAUUUGUUGAUUGUACAAAGUUGUUGGGUGUUUUGUUAAAAGAAUGAGUUAAGCAUUAUUAUCAGGAAUACCUCUCUAAUUAUGCAUCUAUUGGCAUUCUGAAAAGUCUGUUUUGGGGUGUAGAAUUUUUUAAGGGAUAUAUUUAAUUCAUUAUUACCAGACUAUACAUUGCUUUGACAUUUCUUUACUCUCUGCUUUUAAUUUGAAAUGGGAAUACAUGGUAUAAAGAAUUACAAUGAAAUGCAACAUUCCAAUGUAUAGUCUAAUCUUUGUUUAUUGGUCAAUUACUGUAGAUUCCUUAUUUAACGCAAGGAAUUUAUGUUUGUAUAAAUUCGACAGAGAAAAAUCUCGCAUAAAAUAAGGAAUUUACAAUAGAUUUGAUGUACUUGCUAUGCAGGCCUCAUGACAACCACUUUUUCAUCUACUAGAUGUAGAUAUCUCAUGAUCUUGCACAGCAAACAUUCAACCCAAAGUUUCAAUAAAAUACAAAUUCUUUUCACCAAAUGAAAAUCAGAAUCCCCUCACAUUCAGACAAUUUUUAAGUUCUGACUCCCAACAACCAGAUGUUUGUUUGGUUUUUUUCCCAAUUUUGUUGAAAGUUUAAUAAAGAGAAAUAAUUCUUCUUUAAGAAUUCUCAAGAAAUCUUUGUAAACCAAAAAUCUCUUCAUACCAGCCAUUCAAUUAUUAUGGUCCGUCAGGUCAUCAAUUUUAAUAAUGUUUGACUGUAAGAACUCCAUCAUGAAUUAUGGAAUAUCAUAAAAUAUUUUGUUUAUUUCUCAUAAUAUUGUGCUAAUAUUUACCCUGGUUAUUAUACCCCCGCUUCAAAGGAGAAAGGGGUAUACAGUUUUACUCUUGCAUGUCUGUCUGUAAAAAAAAUUUCUGUCACAUUUUUCUUAGCAACUAUUCAUCACUGAUGCUUUAAAAUUUAACAUACUCUUUUUUUAGGCAUGCCAUACGUUGGGGUAUAUUUUCGUAUCUAUCGAACGUCAACUUCCUGUUAAAUGAUAGCUUUGUUUUUUGCCUUAAUUUUCAAACCAAUUUUCAUCAAUUAUUCCUCAGCAAGUAUUUAUUGCAGAUGCUUGAAAUUAUAAUACACGUUAGGAUUACCGGUAAUUUUUGUACCAAUCAGCUGUCGACUUUGUUUAUUUUUUGCCUUUAUUUUCAAGCAAAUUUUUCAUUAAGAUUUCUCUGCAACUAUUCAUCAUAGAUGCUUGAAAUUUUAACACACUAUCUGCUAUGGCAUGCCAUACAUUGAGAAUUAUUUUUGUACCAAUUAGAUGUCAACUUUCUAUUAAAUUAAGACUGUAUUUAUUUUUAGCCUAAAUUUUCAAGAAAAUUUUUUGUAAAGAUUUCUCAGCAAUUUAAUUCAUCACAGAUGCUUGAAAUUUUAAAUCCUGUUAAAUAUUGACUUUCCUUAUUUUGUUUAUCCACAUCAGAGCGGGGGUAUUACUAGUGAGCCUUGGCUCACAGAUAUUUUGCAUAUCUUGCAUAAUCACCAAUUUAAUAUGGUGGAUGGAAAAAAUUUGAUCUCUGUUAAAUCAUAAUGGUAUUUUUGUGAGUGUGCUGUAUAAAAUGAAUUUACAUGCAUGUACACAUACAUGACACAUAUUUAUUUGUGUACAUUAGGAGAUUUAGUUGACCUUUCAUUUGAUUUGCAUUUUAUAUGUACUAGAUCUGUGAUAGUCCUUUACAUUUGUAAAAGAUUUAAUAUUUUUCCUGCCAUAUAUGUUUGUUAAUGAAUAGAAGUCCUUUGCAUAUCCCUUUAUGUCUUGAAUAAGUUGAAUGCAAUAUAAUGAAUUUAACUUCUAAUUAAAAAAAAAACUUAUUCAUCUUUAUUUUAGUUCUUUUAUAAAUUACGUGCUUUUUAUUUUGUUAUUAAUUAUGAAUCAUCAUCUGAUAAAAAGUGACAGGCAUUCAUUAUUUGCAUACAAGCUUUGCAAAAGGAUCAUUAUCAGUAACUGGAAUCAUAUAUGUCAAAUUGACACUAGAAUUAUGCAAAUAGCAAUCAUGUAUACAUUUUAUUUUUGACUAUUAAAAUGAUUUUAUUGAGACAGAC
This is a messenger RNA of Magallana angulata, 3279 nucleotides long. RefSeq names its product alpha-tocopherol transfer protein-like. The transcript has 9 exons. NCBI's taxonomy places the organism in Eukaryota, Metazoa, Mollusca, Bivalvia, Ostreida, Ostreidae. Gene Ontology annotation, cellular component: membrane. Gene Ontology annotation, molecular function: phosphatidylinositol bisphosphate binding. The record is from RefSeq and is a predicted model, not a curated record. The coding region runs from base 16 to 1152 and encodes 378 amino acids.